CUUCCUACCUUGUCUUGUCACAUUACUUGUUCCCAUCAUUCACCCCCCGCCAUGUCGGACGAUCGCAGGAAGCGCUCCCGCUUCGAUCAGACCGAGGCGGAAGCGGCCAGGCCGUCUCGCUUUGACCGCCGCUCUCGUUCCCCCAAGCGUGAGGAUGCCGAACCUCGCAGGUCGCGCAGCCCCGUGCAGCAAGAUGAGGGCCGGCGCAGCAGUGACGCCAGAAGACAAGCUGCCGCCGCCGCUGCAGCAGCUGCGGCAGCCAAGAUCAACGAGCAGCUGAACUUGAAGAAGGCCAGCCAACGUGUCGAUGUCCCUCCGAUCCGCUCGACUCAAAGCCCUGCCAACGCUGGAGCAACGCAGUCUCCCGACUCCUCUGCCACGCUCACUGCCGAAGUCUACCAGCAGGAUGGCGACUUUAUCCGCGACAUUGAAGUCAAUGACUUGCGCAACCGCUACACCAUGACCAAGGGCGCGACACAGAAGAUGAUCAAAGAGAAAACUGGCGCUGAUGUUACCACCCGUGGCGAAUACUACCCGGACAAGAGCAUGGCCACGCCCGCCAAUCCUCCUCUCUACCUUCACAUUACCAGCACCACCAAAGACGGCCUCGAGAAAGCGGUCAAGGAGAUUGAAGAGCUGAUGAAGCAGGACUUGCCCAACUUGAUUGAUGAGCGUCGUUUCCGCCGUAACCGCGAGCCCGAACAACAGCAAGUUGAGCGCGAUUCCAUGGGUCGUCGUAAGUGGCCUGAAGAGCGUAUCCCCAUCGAUCUCGAACCUAUUCCUGGCUUCAAUCUUCGUGCGCAAGUGGUCGGGGCGGGCGGCAGCUAUGUGAAGCAUAUCCAGCAGGAGACGGGUUGUCGUGUACAGAUCAAGGGGCGUGGAAGUGGGUUCUAUGAGCAUGAUACGGGGGUGGAGAGUGAUGAGCAGAUGUAUCUGCAUGUUGCCGGGCCCGAUCCCAACCAAGUCGAGGUGGCCAAACAGCAAUGCAUCGAUCUUCUCGACACCGUCAAAGGAAACUACCAGGAGUUCAAGGAACGUGGCCCUCGUGGUGGGAGCGGAGGUGGUCGUGGUGGGGGUUACGACGACCGUCGCGGAGGAGGAUAUGAACAACGCGAGCGCAAUAACGGAUCGGGAACGUACGGCGGGAACGGGCAGGCCUACAAUUACCAGCAGCCCCAGCAAGCAGCCUACGGCGGCGUUGCGCAGUCCCCGCCAGCCGCCCUACAACAACCGGAUCAGCAGGCGCAAGCUGCCAACAUGGAUCCCGCGGUGCUCGCUGCGUGGGUUCAGUACUACCAAGAGCAUCCCGAUCAGGAUCCGUACGCAGCAUACGGCGGGUAUGCGGCGAUGAUGGCGCAGUACUACCAGGCGCAACCCCAACAGCCGCAAUACCCUGGCUACGCUGGCAGUCCCGUGCAGCAGCAGUACCCCGGCUAUGCUGGACAGAACGGCGCGGCUCCUCCGCCUCCGCCGCCACCUGGGGUGUGAGUACCGCCUAUGUUGCGUGAGUGGCCAAGCGGGGGAAGCUUUUGUGACCGCUGGCGCGGACCUUUCUUGUAGGUGAGGGUCUGCUUUGCCUGGGCUGGGGAUGAUGCAUGAGGGUGGGUUUGGUGUUGCUGGUGCGUGGGAAGGAGGCGUUUCGUACUCCAUGCUUUGACGUCAUGGUCUCAACAACUGGAGUGGAAUAGGAAUGGAUGGAUCAGGGUAGCGAGAGAGUGUGAUUACGCCAUGAGACACAUGAGCUUGUAUCCGAAUUCCAAUGUGC
Neohortaea acidophila is the source of this 1765-nucleotide messenger RNA. RefSeq lists its product as uncharacterized. The record is from RefSeq and is a predicted model, not a curated record. Gene Ontology annotation, cellular component: nucleus. Gene Ontology annotation, molecular function: RNA binding. Bases 52 to 1488 code for a protein of 478 amino acids. The transcript is spliced from 6 exons. Lineage: Eukaryota; Fungi; Ascomycota; Dothideomycetes; Mycosphaerellales; Teratosphaeriaceae.